Cuscuta campestris is the source of this 1405-nucleotide messenger RNA. The record is from the annotation of a GenBank genome assembly. NCBI's taxonomy places the organism in Eukaryota, Viridiplantae, Streptophyta, Magnoliopsida, Solanales, Convolvulaceae.
UCUUGCAUCAGAUGGUUAAAAGAGGGGGAUGCAAGCACAAAAUUCUUUCAUAAUGUGGUUAAAAAUAGGCGCCAGAAGCUUAGGAUCUCCUCCAUCAAGGAUGAUCUUGGCCUGAACAUCGAGGGGGACAGUAACAUUGCUUCACACGCAAUUGAUUACUACACCAAGAUCUACUCUGAAGAAUCAGUCAGUAUUAACCGAGAACUGCUCUCAUAUAUUCCUAAGAACAUUAAUGAAGGGGAUAAUCAAAUGCUUUGUGCUGUUCCACAAGAGGAGGAAAUAAGGGGGGCCAUCUGGGACCUCAACUCCCAUAGUGCACCAGGCCCAGAUGGAUACACUGGGACUUUUUUCAAAACCUUCUGGCACAUAGUCCAUGAAGAAGUGACUAGAGCAACCCAAGAGUUCUUCCUGGGUCUGCCCAUUCCUAAAUCCUACGGGGCCACUCUUCUCACUCUGAUUCCUAAGAUGGACAACCCUAAAUCUUUGGGAGAUUACAGGCCUAUCUCUCUGUCCACUUUCCUCUCAAAAAUCAACACUAAGAUACUAGCCAAUAGACUGGGUGCACUACUUCACAAACUCAUCAGCCCUGAGCAAAGUGGGUUUCAACCAGGUAAAGGAGUGGAAGAAAACAUCCUCCUUACCCAGGAGAUGAUCCACUGCCUUGACAACCCGUCUGGAAGUGCCAACAUUGCUAUUAAAGUGGACUUUGCAAAAGCGUUCGACAGAAUUUCCUGGCAGUUCUUAGAGGUUACUCUAAACUCCUUUGGCUUUUCCUCACAGUCCUGCCAUCUUCUCCUCUCCACACUCAAGGCCACCCAUUUCUCCAUUCUCAUUAAUGGAUCUCCUCAUGGGUUUUUCAAAAUGAAGAGAGGGGUUAAGCAAGGUGACCCUCUCUCCCCCCUUCUCUUCAUACUUGGAAAUGAGGGUUUAAGUAGAAUGAUUAAGGGGAAGGUUGAGGAGGGUUACCUUAAAGCCAUCCAAACAGGGAGAAGCCAACCACCCUCCCACCUUGCAUAUGCAGAUGACAUAAUUUUUUUCCUAAAUGGCCAUUUCAGAAACCUGAUCAGAUUCAAAGGGAUUAUUGACUGCUUUCUCAAUUCAUCAGGACACAUGAUCAAUCUCAACAAAAGCCACUUCUACACUGGCCCAAGAGUGAAGCCAGAAAUCAUAGCUAACAUGCAAAGGGCACUUCAAAUGGGAGAGGGAAAAUUACCUCUAAAUUACUUAGGGGCAACCAUUGGAAAAGGUAAACUUAGGAAGGAAGAUUGCAAGAAAAUUGUCCAACAUUUUGAUGCCUAUCUUAACACUUGGUAUAGCAAGGUGCUAAACCAAAUGGGGCGUUUGAUUCUCAUUAAGCAUGUCCUCAGUUCUAUACCUUUACACAUUGUUGCUGUCCAGCAAAUGC